Molecule: messenger RNA, 1161 nt
Organism: Laccaria bicolor S238N-H82
Lineage: Eukaryota; Fungi; Basidiomycota; Agaricomycetes; Agaricales; Hydnangiaceae
Exons: 3
Coding region: 1-1161 (386 amino acids)
Biological process (GO): sphingosine biosynthetic process
Cellular component (GO): membrane; intracellular membrane-bounded organelle; cytoplasm
Source: RefSeq, a predicted model, not a curated record
AUGCCUCUUCUCGUACUUUACAAUCCAGUUUGCGGAGACAAAACUGCAAAAUCGUUUGUUGAGGGAUAUGUCCUUCCCCUUCUUCGUCACCACUCCAAGCAAGUCGCCCACGUCGUCGAAACGACCUCAGUGGGCCACGCAGCCGUUGCAGUGGCAGAGUUUUGCGCCACAAACUUGGACGCACCCAUCACCGUCCUCGUUGCCUCAGGAGACGGUACUCUGCAUGAAAUAAUCAACGCCCGGACUCUUCCUAAGAUCCACCUUGUAUUGGUCCCCUGUGGAACCGCAAAUGCUUUGUACUCGUCCCUUUUUCCUCCCCACCUUCCGAUUGACGAGAUGAACUAUCGAUUGCAAUCCCUGCUCUCAUAUAUCGAAGGAGGUGCUACGCUUCCAUUGUCAAUGGCAGUUACAGUCAUGUCGGCGCCAGUAAACAAGGCGCAACCUGACGUGAUUGCGGUGGCUGCCGUCGUUGUUUCCACCUCAUUGCACGCAUCCAUCCUACGUGAUUCGGAGUGCUUGAGGGAGGAAUAUCCAGGGAUCCAAAGGUUCAAAGUGGCCGCACAGAAAAACAGCACAAGGUGGUAUGACGGCCAUGUGAAGCUCUUUCCCUCGUCAUCGACGGGUGUCAUUCAAAUAUAUGACCUCGCAACGCAGUCUUUUAUCGUCCAUCCUGGUUCAACGGUGGACGAUCCGAAUGUGAACGUCGACGGUCCAUUUUCCUAUUUUCUUUCAACUGUCAAUGUAGACCGCCUUGAGCCAUCUUUUAGAAUCACCCCUCUCGCGAGAUCGAUUCCAUCGUCAGGAAAUACUUGCGAGAUUGUUAUCGUUCGUCCCUUGCGAGACCCUGCAAUCUCGCGGGAUAGCCCAGAAGAACGGACUGCGUUUGCUCAAAAGCUGUGGACAAUUUUGGGUGAGGCAUAUAAAGAUGGAUCACACAUCAAUUUGAGAUACGACCAUUAUGGAGAGGUGGGAACAGAAGGGAAUGGACCGGCGGUUGUUGAAUAUGUACGAUGUGGGGGUUGGGAGUGGAUUCCCGAUGAAGUUGAUGAGGGUGCCCAUCUUAUUUGUUCAGACGGUGCCAUUUGGAAUCUCCUGCCAGGCGGACGAGCGGUUUGCUCCGCUACAACUCAAGAUGGCGCUGGAUUUGCAAUCUACGGUUGA